ACCAGGCCUCUACCCACUCCCUGGGAGCCUGCGUGCCAGCAGCCUGGAACCCAGAGCCUCUCCUGGAGCCUGCACAAUGAAUCCAGACUGAAGCCGAUGUCUAGCGAGACGGACGUGCAAUCCAGCCAGGGGGCAGCCGAAUUUUGAGAGGCUUGAAUGCCUCUGCGUCCGCCAGGGCACCGCUGGGACAAAUUCUCUUGGCAAACUUGUGGCCAGCCAAUACUGCCAUGCUUCACAUCCCCGUUAUCCUUGGUUACCGCCCAAGAUUGGCUUACAGAAGAGAUGAAAUGUGGUCGGAGGGACGGUAUGAUUAUGAAAGAUUUCCAAGAGAACGAGUACCUCCUCGAAGUCACCCCAGUGAUGGCUACCAUAGAGUAGUUAAUAUUGUGCCAAAGAAACCACCACUGCUAGACAGACCUGGUGAAGGAAGCUACAGUAGAUAUUACAGUCAUGUUGAUUACCGAGACUAUGACGAGGGCCGCAGUUUUUCUCAUGAUCGAAGAAGUGGUCCACCUCACAGAGGAGAUGAAUCUGGCUAUAGGUGGACAAGAGAUGAUCAUUCUGCCAGCCGACAGCCUGAUUACAGGGAUAUGAGAGAUGGCUUCAGAAGAAAAAGCUUCUACUCUUCCCAUUAUGUGAGGGACCGGUCUCCUCAUAAAAGAGAUACUCCUUUUUUCAGAGAAUCACCUGUAGGCCGAAAGGAUUCUCCUCAUAGCAGAUCUGGCUCCAGUGUCAGCAGUAGAAGCUACUCUCCAGAAAGAAGCAAAUCGUACUCUUUUCACCAGUCUCAACAUAGAAAGUCCGUGCGUGCUGGUGCCUCCUACAAACGGCAGAAUGAAGGAAAGCCAGAAAGAGGUAAAGAAAGGCCUGUUCAGGCAUUGAAAACAUCGAGAGACACUUCACCCUCAAGUUCUUCAGCAGUUCCUUCAUCAAAGGUGUUAGACAAACCCAGUCGGCUAACUGAGAAGGAACUUGCUGAGGCUGCAAGCAAGUGGGCUGCUGAAAAGCUGGAGAAGGCAGAUGAGGGAGCCUUACCUGAAAUUUCUGAGUAUGAGGCAGGCUCCACGGCACCAUUGUUCAUUGACCAACCAGAAGAACCUGAGUCCAAUGCAACAGAUGGCAUAGAAUUAUUUGAAGACAGUCAGCUAACCACUCGUUCUAAAGCAAUAGCAUCAAAAACCAAAGAGAUUGAACAGGUUUACAGACAAGACUGUGAAACUUUCGGGAUGGUUGUGAAAAUGCUGAUUGAAAAAGAUCCUUCGUUAGAAAAGUCUAUACAAUUUGCAUUGAGACAGAAUUUACAUGAAAUAGGUGAGCGGUGUGUCGAAGAACUGAAGCAUUUUAUUGCAGAGUAUGACACCUCUAGUCAAGAUUUUGGAGACCCUUUUUAGAAAUUACUUGCUCAGGCAAAAAAAAAAAAAAUUCUAGAUUCCUCCCUCCCCUCCCCUUCCCUCCCCUCCAUUGUGCAUUAAAUCCUUAAUAUAUGGAAUUUUUGUGAUGAAGAGAAAUACUUUAUGAUAGUUGACCACAUUCCAAUAUCAGAUAAACAUCUAAAAUAGUCUAAGAUAUUUUAUUUACAGGUAGAGCCACCCAGUCCAUACGUAUCGCCCCUCCCCCACCCUCUAAAAUAAUGGGUCAAUUAAUUUUUCAAACUUUGAAAAAGCAGUCAUGAAGGUCAGGACUUACUCUGGUCUGUCAUCUUCCAUAGACUACAGGCAUUAGCUUGGUUACACUAGUGUCAUUUAUAGGUUAGAGAUCAUUCCACUUGAACAUUUUCAGUCUUUUUCAUUUCAGAUCCAAUGAUACCAUGUGACAUGUUAGAAUUUUGAGUUGUGGCAUUUUUGACUUGUUGCUUGUUUAUCUUAGAUUUUGUCACUUCAAGUGUAUUUAAGGAUACUAUCCCAAAAAACUGAGUACUUUGGUAUCUUAGAGAAUAUUUGCUUUGAGAAUGAUUCUCAUUGUGAUAAAAUAGAGCACUUACAUUUCUAGAAGACACCUCAUAAUAAAAUCUUGUUUCCUGAAGAGAUGAACUCAUGUCUUCUAUUAAAAUAAACCUAAAAAAAAAAAAAAAUUCUUAAAAUUCCUGACUAUUCUGACUGAUGUGUGAGUCUUAAACACUAUUAUAUAUAAGUCUAAGAGAGGAGGGGGGGGCAAUUUGAGAUGAACAAUGAGGACUUUUUAAGUUGAAAUUUCUUUAAAAUUUUUCUAAUUGAAAGAGAAAAAUUUAGACUAUAAAGGAGUAAGGGGGUUUCAUUUUUCCGUUUGUCCAUAUUCCCCAUCUCAAGAAGGAAGGUGACUGACUGAUCACUUGUCCAUGAUUAGACCAUUUAUAGAUUAUGCCUUUGUUAAUCUCUACUUGUAGUCUAACAAGUUAGUUAUACUGCUGCAGGCCUUGUUAGGGGUUCUUAACCCUGCGAAAGUGUUCUUUAAAAAAAAAGUCAGAGCAGGCAGUGAGCCCAACCAACUACCUUCACCAGGCUGUCUGUGGAAACAAUGAAAAAGCUGUCCAGAUCACGGGUUAGUGAAGAAUCUAGCAAUUCGGAUAGUCCAUUUCCUGGUGACUCACAGCUGCCCAGUGGCAUUUGUCCAAAAUAUCUAAUGUUGUGGCAUUAGUUAGGAAACCUUAAAAAUCAUGUUUGUUUUUACUACCCAAUUUCUUUAUCCUCCCCAUCCUCUUUCCAUUUCCACUUCUCAUUUGAAUUUUGGCAUUAUUUUUUGUGACCUCUGUUGAUAAUAUCUAAAGAGCCACCACAGAGUAGAUAAAAAUUACAUUAAAAACAGAAAAUAGCAGAAUAAAUAAUUAUAGUAUAUCCUAUAAUGAGGUGUCUCAUUAUGCCAUUCCAUAAAUUUAAAAAAUAGUUAAAGGCAGCAAUAUUUUCUUAAGUUCCCUAUAUAAAAGCACAUUGGAUUUUUAUUUUUGCCAUUGGUAUGUUGUACAUAAGCCAACCCCCACCCAUCAUCUCUGAUGAGAAUAAAUAUUCUAAUCCAGGAUUUUUUUUCAGUCAAGAUCUCCUAAGUUUGAAAAUAAAACUUGAGAUACUACCGUUGAGGCAGAAGAGUUGUUUACAUUGUUGAAAUUAAGUAUACUAGAGAUGUUUUCCUAACAGAUGCAUUUAAAUGUAGCUUCAACAGAUAAAUUUUUUCUUCCUGUUCCCCAAUUAUAUUCACCACCUAAAGCUGUUUGUAGCUUGCUAUCAGCGUUGCCCUGAUAGGCUUGUCAGUGUUAAAUAUGUUUGUUUUUUCUAAGCUGUUUGUUUACUUGCAGGAUAGACGAAUUCAGAUGUGUAUCAGUGUGUAUUUUGCAAAAUGUUCUUGAUUAAAAAAUUUGUUUGUAAAUUAUCCAUUGUUUCUGAGUAACUCAAUUGAUGUGAUACAAUUUUCAUUCUCUUACUAUAAAGCCUUGAUGGUCAACAGGGAAAGCAACUAUUGUGAAGUUACUUGUGAACUUUAAAAGUGCAAAAUAAAGCAACCAGGUUGGAAUCGAUUGUAUUUUUUUCUCUUUAACAGG
Talpa occidentalis (Iberian mole) is the source of this 3508-nucleotide messenger RNA. RefSeq names its product periphilin 1 (gene PPHLN1). The transcript has 10 exons. The coding region runs from base 228 to 1391 and encodes 387 amino acids. Gene Ontology annotation, biological process: negative regulation of gene expression, epigenetic; protein localization to heterochromatin; negative regulation of DNA-templated transcription. The record is from RefSeq and is a predicted model, not a curated record. NCBI's taxonomy places the organism in Eukaryota, Metazoa, Chordata, Mammalia, Eulipotyphla, Talpidae. Gene Ontology annotation, cellular component: nucleoplasm.